CACCGGUUGUCACCGGUCCUCGGCUUAACUUUCAAUCCACAGCAUAGAUGCCACUCCCAGGGAUCCCUCCCGCCGUCGACAGAUAAUUCGACGUAAACGCGGGUACCAAUGAUGAGGUAGUCCCCCACGCACUGGUUCAAGCAAAGUUCCAGCAAAGCACAUGAUGCGGUGGCCAUGGAGCAGCGACAACAGCUCCGACGGCCCAAAGCCCGCGCGACAUUGGAAUGAAAGCCUGAACAAGACGGAUUGGGAACACUACAAGGAACCGCGGAACUGGGUUCCCACGGCGAUCGCCACGACCACCAUAUUGGCCGCCGUACAAUUCUACCGCUCAUACCUGCGCCGCAUCCCAGGAACAAACUACAUACACCCGGGCUUCUUCCGCAGGAGGAGCCUCUUUGGCCGCGUCACCAGCGUGGGCGACGGCGACAACUUCCACCUGUUCCACACGCCCGGCGGACGACUGGCAGGAUGGAACUGGCUGAGGAGCGUACCGACUGAGCGAAAAGCGCUCAAGGGCAAGACUAUCCCCGUCCGCAUCGCCGGAGUCGACGCUCCAGAAGCAGCGCAUUUUGGACGAGAAGCCCAGCCGUUCAGCGCCGAAGCGUUGGACUUUCUAAAGUCCUAUAUACUUGGUCGUAAUGUGCGGACCUACAUCUACAGGCGGGAUCAGUACGAAAGGGUCGUCGGGACGGUGUGGGUGCGCCAUUGGCUCUUUAGGAAAGACGUCGGUCUGGAGAUGAUAAAGCGUGGAUUGGCCACGGUGUACGACGCCAAGAUCGGCGCAGAGUUUGGCGGAUUGGAGGAAAAGUACCGUGCUGCCGAAGCAAAGGCAAAAUUGAAGAAGCUGGGCAUGUGGGGAGGGCGAGGAAAAUUUGAAAGCCCAAGGGAGUACAAGAAUCGACACGCCGCGACUAGUGAGAGCAAGUUGAGCUAGAGAUAACGUGACCACCCAUUAGUCUUGGGAGAACGUCAACAAUCAUAAGCACCAUGUGUAGGUACGUAACCAUGUGAUGAUGGCGAUGAUCAUGGUGGAUAUGACAACUACCGGUAGAAUCAAGUUUCAAAGCCUAUAUCUUAG
Molecule: messenger RNA, 1081 nt
Organism: Pyricularia grisea
Lineage: Eukaryota; Fungi; Ascomycota; Sordariomycetes; Magnaporthales; Pyriculariaceae
Exons: 2
Coding region: 161-937 (258 amino acids)
Cellular component (GO): mitochondrion; cytoplasm
Source: RefSeq, a predicted model, not a curated record